CAUAGAUGGCAACCAAUAUUGGCUGCUAAGAUUUCACAAGAAUAAUGUCUAAGAAUGAUAAGUAUUUAUCUUUAUUGGAGCAAGAGCACCAACCUUUGUUUACCUGCAAAAGCUAAAUGGAUGGCAAACAUUUUGCCUCAAUGCAGUUGUGCUUUAAAACUUCUUAGGUACGGAUACCAUUGGCAAUGGAUCGGACAUAUGUGGAGGAGUUCAUACAUAAAAUACGGCGGAUUCUGAAUUGCGGACUUAGUGAGGCCGACGAACUAAAGUAUAAAUUGUUCGAGGUUCAAAAGGAACUAGAUGAAGCUAAUGACUUUAUUGCCGAAAUAAAAUUCGAAUUGGAUAGUGUUGAUAUACUGGCCCUCCAGAAUCAGUGGCUACGCGAUGAAUUGUUGAAGCUGAAGGCCGAGGAGGUGGGUGUGAUUCAUAGGGACUGGGAUGAGGAUCCAGCAACGCGAAAGGAGCGUCGCAGCCAUCGACAGCAAGUUUCGGUCGGAAUGGUGUCCCCUCAGCUCGAAUGCCCUCGCCAAGAGCAGCGAUACGGACGCAAACUGGAUUAAGCUAAUGGCUGAUUACCUGGCUCUCUAUUGAUUGUUGAUUGCUCGAAAUCAGAAUUUAUUUAUCGAAAAUAAUAUUGUAUGCCAUUAGCCGCUUCCGACUACACACAAACCACUUAAAACAUAAGGCUUAUCUUUGUCGGC
Molecule: messenger RNA, 701 nt
Organism: Drosophila teissieri
Lineage: Eukaryota; Metazoa; Arthropoda; Insecta; Diptera; Drosophilidae
Exons: 2
Coding region: 186-560 (124 amino acids)
Source: RefSeq, a predicted model, not a curated record